AUGGCGGAAGAAUUGACAUUGGAUUUACAAGAGUUAAGGCAGUUUCAGAGCAUAGCGAAAAGGCCUCGUGUCAGUUCUCUCAUCUCCUCUGAGAUUAGCAAGUUGGAGAAGAAGUUAUCUGAGGAACAUGUUUCUGUUCCAGUUUCAACUUCAACUCCAACUCCUAUUUCAUCUGGGGUUAAGGUGCCUUCGACCCAUGCAGUUAAUUAUGUUACACUCGGAUCUUUCAGUUGGGAUCAGGACAAUGACAAAGUCAAGAUAUAUGUCGCUCUAGAGGGUGUUGAGCAAGAAAAAAUUGAGACGCAAUUCAAGCCAACGUCAUUUGAUGUCAAAUUCCUAGAUGUCCAAGGAAAGAAUUAUCGAUGUGCUGUACCAAAAUUGAACAAGGAGAUUAUCCCAGAGAAAUGCUCGGUUGUAGUUAAGCCUAAAAGAGUGAUCAUCACAUUGUUCAAAGCUUCAAAGGGGAACUGGGUAGACUUGCAUUUUAAGGACGAUAAGCUGAAACCAAGUCUGGAUGAGAAAAGAGAUCCUAUGGCUGGAAUUAUGGACUUAAUGAAGAAUAUGUACGAGGAAGGGGAUGAAGAAAUGAAGCGAACAAUUGCAAAAGCAUGGACUGAUGCAAGAUCUGGGAAUGCAGCUGACCCUCUGAAAGGGUUUCGUUAA
Dovyalis caffra is the source of this 663-nucleotide messenger RNA. Lineage: Eukaryota; Viridiplantae; Streptophyta; Magnoliopsida; Malpighiales; Salicaceae. The record is from the annotation of a GenBank genome assembly.